Aspergillus wentii DTO 134E9 is the source of this 1074-nucleotide messenger RNA. Its product is annotated as NAD-dependent epimerase/dehydratase family protein. The coding region runs from base 1 to 1074 and encodes 357 amino acids. The transcript has 4 exons. The record is from RefSeq and is a predicted model, not a curated record. NCBI's taxonomy places the organism in Eukaryota, Fungi, Ascomycota, Eurotiomycetes, Eurotiales, Aspergillaceae.
AUGUCUCGGAAUAUUCUCAUCACUGGUGCUUCGGGCUAUCUUGGAGGAACGCUCCUUGCACGCUGGAAAAGCGCCCAGCUCCCUCCAUACUCGAAGCUCUAUGCUCUCGUUCGAUCAGAAGAGCAAGGAGAGGCCGUGAAGCAAUACGAAGCUGAGCCUCUAAUCGGUAAUCUCAAAGACCAUGGCAGUAUCAUCCAGAGCAUCGUUAGUCGGAAAAUCACAAUCAUCUACUUCCUAGUCGAUGCAUAUAGUUCCCAGUACCAGCCAGCUAUGAUUCAGGCGCUGGGUGAAGUCAAGAAACAGACUGGGCAGGAGGUGCACUUUUUACAUACAACGGGUGCGAAACAAUUUAGUCGUCAUGCGGGAAUUUCGACCGAGUAUCCAUUACUCGAUACAGAUCCGAAGUUGUAUGAUAUUCAGAAGGAUGCAGUGACAUCUCAUGAAUUUUUUGUCCAGUCUAUGAAAACGAACAGGAUAGUCAUUGAUACUGCUGAAGAGUACGGGGUACGAAGCUAUAUUUUUGCCCCCUGUAUCGUCUAUGGAGAGGGUGAAGGGUUUGGAAACCGCAUUUCAAUUCAAGAUGUUGCAAUUGUCAAGGCAGCAAAAAAGAUUCGACAAGUAUACAAGGUGGAUUCUGACCAUCCGACAUGGCCCGUCUGUCAUAUCAUCGACACUAUCAAUCUCUACCUGCAUAUCCUGCGAAAGAUCUUGACAGGAGAUGAUAUCGGACAUGGUAAACAUGGCUACUUUCUCGCUGCUUCAGGCAGUAUGCCAUGGGAGGAUAUCUACAGUGCAAUGGCUAAAGCGCUUGCGAAACGCGGUAUUGUCGAUUAUGCAACGGUGAAACAAGCAGAUGACGCAGCAUUGGCACAGAUGGGAAAGGCACUUGAAGUUGAACCAUCUGAUGUGCCUGUUCUUUUGGGUGGAAAGUGUACGUUUACGGCUGUUCAUGGACAGCAAAUUGGGUGGAAAGCUCAGUAUCCACCGGAGCAUAUAUUGGAGGCAGCAGACGAUGAGGUUGAAUUGAUUCUGAAGAGUCUGGAGGUUGAUGAUUCGAGGACGAAUGUGAGGUGA